This is a messenger RNA of Diorhabda sublineata, 3363 nucleotides long. RefSeq lists its product as uncharacterized. Lineage: Eukaryota; Metazoa; Arthropoda; Insecta; Coleoptera; Chrysomelidae. The transcript is spliced from 2 exons. Gene Ontology annotation, biological process: proteolysis. Gene Ontology annotation, molecular function: aspartic-type endopeptidase activity. The record is from RefSeq and is a predicted model, not a curated record. Bases 1 to 3363 code for a protein of 1120 amino acids.
AUGGCCUUGGAGAGUUUGGGAGUUACAUCAGAAAAAUACGCGUGCAUGCUCGCGCCUUUAAUUGAAUCCGCACUUCCUGAGUCAAUUUUGCGGGAAUGGGAGCGUAAGCGGAUGUCGUGCGGCAUUGAUGAAUCAUCCCUCUUUGAAGCUGCAGAUCAAAUGGUCAAGUUGCGAGAUUUUCUGAAGAGAGAGGUUGAAAGCGAGGAGCGGUUUCUGCUAGCUAGGAGCACGUUUUCUGUCCCCAGCGCUGCACCAAAGAGCAGUGCUGGGAAUGUCAAGUCCUCGACUGGAAAGUACACCACAGCUGCUGACCUAGUUGGUAUUGAGUCCACUGAAGGCACUGAAGAUGUCAGUUGCAUUUUUUGCAAAAAUUCUCACAAUACCGAAUUGUGUUCAGAGGCGAGGGCCAAGAGCAAAGAGGAGAAAAUUAAGCUCCUCAAAGCUAAAAGCCGCUGUUUUAAGUGUCUGAAAAAAUUCCACGGGAAACGGCCUUGUAAGGAAAAGCUGUGUUGCUUAGUUUGUGGUGAACCUCAUGUUACUGUGGUGUGCCCAAUUCCUCGUAACCAGAAUUCAACGACUAUUGAAAUUAGUAAGGCGACGAAGAAAGAAAACGAUGUAGAGCACAACUAUGCUAGUAUCCAGAGUGCACCAGUUUUGAUGCAAACGUUGAGGGUUCGUUUGAAAGGAGAAAAUCCUGUCACCACCAGGUUGUUGAUUGACACAGGUUCUCAAAGAAGUUAUAUAACUCAAGCGCUGGCUACCAGAAUGCGCUAUGAGCCGAUCCGCACUGAGAACUUGGUUCAUGCAUUGUUUGGUGGGAGCAAGACUGAACCCAAGACGCAUCAAUGCUAUAAGAUCCGUCUGCAAAAUUUGAUGAGUGCGUUUUCCUGCAACUUUGAAGUUCUUGACUCGGAACAGAUUUGUCACGCCAUUCCCUCCAUUCCUAAAGGUCUAUGGGUAUCUGAACUGCGCGAGAAGAAAAUCGAGUUGACUGACGACAGAGAGGGCCCAAUUGGAAUUCUUGUUGGAGCGGACGUCGCGGGAAAGCUACUCACCGGGAGGCGCGAGGUAUUAAGCUGUGGUUUGGUUGCUAUCGAAACUAGCCUAGGUUGGACCAUAAUGGGCCGCGUUAAGGACGCUGAGACAAGUUGUAUGGUUAACAUCAGUUUGCACUGCGCCCAGGAGUUCGACCCUUCUGAUAUGUGGAGGUUGGAUGUGUUGGGCAUCGAGGACCCCGCUUUGGUUAGUACCAAAGAAGAGGCAAAAACGGUUGUGCGUCGGCACUUCUUGGAAACAGUUAAGAUUUUACCUGAUGGACGAUAUGAGGUAUGUCUUCCAUGGCUGAAGGAACAUCCCCCGCUGCCUCGAAAUUUCGAUCUGGCCCGUGGUAGACUUGAAUCGACCCUAGCCAAGUUACGUAACGGUCAUUUGGUGAAAGAAUAUGAAGCGGUGUUUCAAGAAUGGCUGAAAGAUGAAAUUAUUGAAGAGGUACAGCUUGAUAAGUGGGAUUUCGGACAUUAUUUGCCUCACCGAGCCGUGGUUAAGGAAGCCAGUACCACCCGAAUUCGUCCUGUUUUCGUCGCCUCGUCCAAAGAGAAAGGCAAGCCUAACCUGAAUAUGUGUCUAGAAAAAGGGGGCAGUUGUGUAGAGUUAAUCCCAUCGAUACUUCUACGAUUCAGUCUGAACGCAAUAGGCGUUAUUUCUGACAUAAGAAAAGCCUUCUUACAGAUUUCUGUUUCGGAAAAGGAUCGGGAUAGCUUGAGGUUCCUAUGGAAGGACGAGGUCGGAGAGAUGAAAAUCUACCGUCACAGGAGGGUGGUGUUUGGGGUGACCAGUAGCCCUUAUUUGCUAGGCACCGUUAUUGACCAUCAUCUCUCAAAGUGUGAGGAAAAAGUGGCUUCAAAAGAGGUUCCUUAUGAAAGAUCUGUCAUCUCACAGUUGCGCAAAUGCUUGUACGUUGAUAACUGUGUGACUUCGGUUGAUGAUGAGAAGGAACUUUUGAGCUUCAUGUCGCAAGUCAGGGAAAUUUUUAUGAAAGCCUGCUUUGAUCUUCGUGGCUGGGAAUGGAGCGACCCCGAUUGUGCUGCUCACACCAGUUUCCCCGUUCUUGGACUUCUGUGGGAUAAAAAGGAGGAUAUUCUCAGGUUAAACUCUCCCAAGCCUUUGGAAAGUGAUGCCAUCACGCGACAAACAGUGAUGUCAGCAGCACACCGUAUUUUCGACCCGCUCGGUGUAUGUGCACCCGCCAUUUUGAUACCGAGAUUGUUAGUUCAAGAAAGUUGGGGUGAGGCUGGGAACUGGGAUACCCCUUUUAAUGAGCAAAGCCAGGCAACGUUCCGUAAGUGGAUGAGUCAAGCUGAUGCCUUGAAUCAAAUCGAAGUCCCACGAUGGUUGAAAUUGACCGUUGGUAAUGUGUCUCUACACACAUUUUGUGACGCAAGUCAGGUCGCUUAUGCCACCGUCUCAUUUUUGCGAGUUGAAACAGAUAACACGGUAUCUGUGAUAAUGGUGGGAGCGAAAGUUCGUGUUGCCCCUGUUAAGAGACCUACAAUUCCUCGCCUAGAGCUUCUGGCUGCAACAAUUGGGGCGCGAAUGGCUUCUAGUAUUGUAAAAGAGAUUGGCGAUGUAGAGUGCCAUUUUUGGUCAGAUUCUUCCACGGCUCUGUGUUGGAUCAAGAAAGAGGAACCGUGGGGAGUAUUUGUGUUCAACAGGGUUAAGGAAAUUCGUUCUCUGACUGAUCCUGAUACGUGGAAACAUGUGCCAGGGGUGAUGAACCCAGCAGAUCUUCCUAACAGGGUUUGUUUUCCUGAAGAACUUCUUGACUCCAAAUGGUGGGAGGGGCCGAGAUGGUUGUACGGGCCGCGUUCUGAAUGGCCUAACUGCGAUGUCACUCCUGAGGAAAAUGAAGUUCAAAUGGAAAGGAGAAAAACGCCUUUGAUUUCAGCUUUAUCCCAAGAACCAGGUGUGUUUUGCUGCGAAAGAUUAGCCCGUUCGUAUGUUUGCUUGUGGUUGAACCCGAUUCCCCGUUUCGAACCCAUCAAUUUAACUAUUACCACCCAAGAAUAUGAUGAAGCUCUUUCAAGCCUGAAAGAAACGUCACCAGGACCAGAUGAAAUACCAGUUGUCUUCUUGAAACAUCUCCCCUUAAUUGCCCACGAAUACAUCCUUAACCUGUUCAUUACCAUCUGGCUGCAGCAUAACUUUCCUGAAAAAUGGCAUGAAUCCAUAAUAAUUCCUAUACUGAAACCACCACAAAUCACUCACAUGUGCUAUGUGCAAACUAAUGGAAAAAAUAAUAAACAACAGAUUGCUCUGGAUUCUAGAAAAAAGAAACCUUAUUAUACCGGAACAAAGCGGAUUUAG